AUGGGUACUGAUCUUAAACAACAUCUGGUCGCUCAUGUCGACGACUUGUCUUCGGAAUCGUCUUCUCCUGAAAGACAAAAAGACCUUCUUGCUGAAGCUAAAGGGAUAGUGGAUGUCUAUCAACAGGCCGAUCUCGCAACUGAAGCUGAACAUGAAAUGACUUUGAAAGAAGCAUUUAGAGAUCAUAAACCUGCUAUUUUUUGGGCUAUUGUUAUGGCUGCUACUAUUGUUAUGGAAGGUUAUGAUAAUAUCUUGACUGGUUCAUUUUAUGCUUAUCCUCAAUUUCAAAAGACUUUUGGUCAACCUUUUAGUGAUGAAAAUGGUAAGAUUACUUAUCAACUUAGUACCAAAUGGCAGAGUUCUUUGGGUGCUGCAUCAUCUGUUGGUAGUAUUCUUGGUAUUUUCUUCAACGGUUAUUUGACUGAAAGAUUUGGUCAUAGAUUGGUUAUUAAUGUUAGUUUAAUAUUUAUGGGUGCGUUCAUCUUUAUUGUUUUCUUUGCUAGAAGUAUUGAAGUCCUUCUUGUUGGUCAAAUCUUAUGUGGUAUCCCUUGGGGUAUUUUUGCUACCAUAGGUAUUUCUUAUGCUUCUGAAAUUGCUCCAUUGCAGUUGAGAGGUUACCUUACUGCAAUUAUCAAUUUAUAUUGGGCUACUGGUCAAUUUAUCGCUGCUGGUGUCCUUCAAGGUAUGGUUGGUGUUGACAAUAAAUGGUCCUACAAGGUUCCUUAUGCCUUACAAUGGAUGUGGGUCGUUCCUUUGUUCGUUUUGACUUAUUUGGCACCUGAUUCCCCAUGGUACUUGAUCAGAAAGGGAAAACUUGAACAAGCCGAACAUUCUAUUAGACGUUUAGGUUCCAAGCGUAUUGCUCAUAAGGCUAAGGAUUCGUUGGCAUUAAUGAUUAGAACUACUCAACUUGAAAUCGAACAAGACAGAAAGAAUAGAGCAGAGUUAGGUGGGUGGAAAGGUUACAUAGAAUGUUUCCGUGGUACUAAUUUAAGAAGAACCGAAAUUAUGUGUCUCUCAUUUGCUGGGCAAGUGUUAUCGGGUUCUUCGUUUGCCUAUUCCCCAAGUUAUUUCUUUUCUCAAGCUGGUUUAGCCUCGGACCAAGUAUAUAAAUUAAAUCUUGGUACUACUGGUAUUGCCUUCUCUGGUACUGUCUGUUCUUGGUUUUUAUUAAAUCGUUUUGGUAGAAGAACUAUUUAUGUAACUGGUUUUUUCUUCUUGGUGUUGUUCUUAUUCCUUAUUGGUGUCUUGGCCAAACCAGCUGAAACUAAUGGUGCUGUCAAAUGGGCUCAAGCUGGACUCACUAUGCUUUGGGUUAGUACUUAUGCUUUGACUAUUGGUCCAUUGGCAUUUACUAUCACGGCUGAGACUUCUGCAACCAGAGUCAGAGCUCAAUCAGUUUGUAUUGCCAGAAAUGCUUAUAAUUUGGUCUCCUUGAUUUCUCAAGUUGUGGAACCAUAUUUUAUGAAUCCUGGAGCUGCCAAUUUGAAGGGUUUAACUGCAUUUGUUUGGUUUGCUACUGCUUUGCCUACAUUGAUCUGGUCUUAUUUCAGAUUGCCUGAAACUAAGGAUAGAACUUAUGAAGAACUUGAUAUUCUUUUUGAAAAGAGAAUCCCAGCAAGAAAGUUUGCUUCAUAUGUUAUUCAAAAGGAGGAUCGUCGUGCUACCGCUGCUGAAGUCGCAGAAUCCAGAGAUGAGAAGGAAACUACUGUUGAUUAA
Molecule: messenger RNA, 1719 nt
Organism: Hemisphaericaspora subhashii
Lineage: Eukaryota; Fungi; Ascomycota; Pichiomycetes; Serinales; Debaryomycetaceae
Exons: 1
Coding region: 1-1719 (572 amino acids)
Biological process (GO): transmembrane transport; carbohydrate transport
Cellular component (GO): membrane
Molecular function (GO): carbohydrate:proton symporter activity
Source: RefSeq, a predicted model, not a curated record